This is a messenger RNA of Brenthis ino (lesser marbled fritillary), 351 nucleotides long. NCBI's taxonomy places the organism in Eukaryota, Metazoa, Arthropoda, Insecta, Lepidoptera, Nymphalidae. The record is from the annotation of a GenBank genome assembly.
AUGUCGUCGGUUGUGUCGUUAGAUGGACGGGAUAGGCCGGGAUUGUUGCGUCGACUGACAUCGGGUUGCGCUCGCGCAGCUUGCACUCAAGUUGGAUUGGUUAUCUUAGUGGUGGUUUAUGUGUUGCUUGGUGCUGUUUUGUUUGAAUACUUGGAGUCAGGACCAGAGGUGCAAAAGAGGACAGCGAUUCAGCGGUCAAGAGAAGAAUGCUUAAAGGAGCUUUGGGCGAUAACAGAGAAUGUAGAGCUUUGCACGCGUCAGUGGAUCGGCUCCUUCGGCAAAAUACUAGCUUCUCACUGUAUUUCAACACAAAAUAGCAGCAACCAACCUGUUGUUUAUCGUUCAGUGAGC